This is a messenger RNA of Nothoprocta perdicaria, 3011 nucleotides long. RefSeq names its product delta/notch like EGF repeat containing (gene DNER). The record is from RefSeq and is a predicted model, not a curated record. Lineage: Eukaryota; Metazoa; Chordata; Aves; Tinamiformes; Tinamidae. Gene Ontology annotation, cellular component: protein-containing complex; plasma membrane. Gene Ontology annotation, biological process: heterophilic cell-cell adhesion; establishment or maintenance of epithelial cell apical/basal polarity. The transcript has 13 exons. Gene Ontology annotation, molecular function: calcium ion binding. Bases 1 to 2181 code for a protein of 726 amino acids.
AUGCCCCGAGCCGCCCCGCUCGCGCUGCUGCUCCUGCUGCUGCUCGCCCUGGCCCAGCGCCGCGCCGGCUCCGCCGCGCCGGCCAGCGCCGCGCCCCCCGGCGAGGACCCGUGCCUCAGCCAGCCGUGCCGCAACAACGGCACCUGCUCGGCCGCGCCGCCGCCGCCGCGCCCCGCCGCGCCCCGCCGCCUCGAGCCGCCGCAGGCCGCCUACCGCUGCACCUGCCCGCCGGGGGUCAGCGGCGCCUCCUGCCAGUUUGUUUCAGAUCCUUGUGCCAGCAACCCCUGUCACCAUGGAAACUGCAGUGCCAGCAGUGAUGGCUUCCUCUGUGUCUGCAGCGAAGGCUACGAAGGGACAAACUGUGAGCGCCCAUUUCCUAACCCGACAGUCUCUGAACGGACAGAGUCGUCAUCACCCAGGCAAAGCAGCCCGGUCUCCUCCACCUUGGAGCCCGACAUUGUGCUUCCUCGCUCAAGAGCAACUGUGACACUACCCACAUGGCAGCCAAAGGCUGGACAGAAAGUUGUAGAUCUGAAAUGGGAUGAAAUAGAGAUAAUGCCAGAUGUAGCUUGUGGAAAUGCUAGUUCCAAUACUUCUGCUGGAGGCCGGCUUAUCUCCUUUGAAGUUCCACAGAACACAUCAAUAAACAUAAGGCAAGAUGCUACAGCUUCUCUUAUCCUGCUAUGGAAAGUGACAACAACUGGAUUCAAGCAGUGUUCCCUUAUAGAUGGCAGAAGUGUAACUCUCCUCCAGGCACUUGGUGGACUUGUUCUUCCUGAAGAAAUGCUUGCAUUAGGACACAACUACUUUAUUGGUUUUUUGAAUGAUUCGGUUACUAAAUGCAUUGUGGCUCUACGCUUGACUGUAGUAGUGAAAGUCAGUACCUGCCUGCCUGUGGGCAGCCAUUCGGACAGCUUCGAGUGUUCAGGGAAAGGAAAAUGUAUCACACAAGCCGGUGAGGCAACUUUUUUCUGUGACUGUGAGGAUGAGUAUGUGGGUGCUCUAUGUGAAGAAUUUGAUGCUUGUCAAAGGCAGCCCUGCCAGAACAAUGGAACCUGCACAGAUGUAAUACAGAAACAUGAUGGAAAGAAUUUCACAUGCACCUGCCCGACUGGUUACACUGGAGAACUAUGCCAGUCGGAGAUUGAUCAUUGCAUCCAGCAGCCAUGCCAGAAUGGAGGUACCUGCUCAUCCAAUAUCAACGGAUUCAGUUGUCAGUGUCCAGAAGGGUUUUUAGGAACCUCUUGUGAAGAAAAAAUAGACCCUUGUGCUUCAUCUCCCUGCCAGAACAAUGGAACUUGUUAUGCAGAUAGACUUGCCUUCUCCUGCAGUUGUAGUCCUGGAUUUACGGGACCUGUGUGUGCUCAGCUGAUUGACUUCUGUGCUCUGAACCCUUGUGCACAUGGCAUUUGUCGCAGUAUUGGAACUAGUUACAAGUGCCUCUGCAUCCCUGGUUACCAUGGCCUUUACUGUGAAGAGGAAUAUAAUGAAUGUCUUUCUACCCCCUGCCAAAAUGGAGCUACCUGUAGAGACCUUGUCAAUAGCUAUGAAUGCACAUGCCUUGCUGAAUAUGAAGGAAGGCAUUGUGAAUUAUACAAAGAUCCUUGUGUUAACAUCAACUGUCAGAAUGGUGGCACUUGUGACAGUGAAGGUCUAAAUGCUACUUGCAUUUGUUCACCUGGAUAUGCAGGUGAAGAAUGUGAAAUUGAUGUAAAUGACUGUGACAGCAACCCAUGUCACCAUGCUGGGACUUGCAUAGAUCAGCCCAAUGGUUAUACCUGUCACUGUCCACAUGGGUGGGUUGGCGCAAACUGCGAAAUACAUUUGCAGUGGAAGUCUGGGCAUAUGGCAGAGAGUCUAACGAAUAUGCCCCGUCACUCCCUGUACAUCAUCAUCGGGGCUCUCUGUGUCGCCUUCGUGCUGAUGCUGAUCAUCCUGAUUGUGGGCAUAUGUCGCAUCAGCCGUAUAGAGUAUCAAGGCUCUUCCAGACCAGCCUAUGAAGAGUUUUACAACUGUAGAAGCAUUGACAGUGAAUUCAGUAGUGCAAUUGCUUCUAUCCGACAUGCCAGAUUUGGCAAGAAGUCUCGACCUGCAAUGUAUGAUGCAACCCCAAUUGCUUAUGAAGAUUACAGCCCAGAUGACAAACCUUUGGUUACACUGAUUAAAACAAAAGAUUUGUAAUCUAGUGUAUCUUUUUUGGAUUAUUUUUCAAAAGGAUGGGCUACUAACCUAAUUUAAAUAUUUUUAAGAAGAAAGCCUAAGCAAUUUAAAAUGUUAGAUGCUUCAGAAUUUUCUGUAGAAUAUUUAAGAACCAAUUUUCUGCAGCUUUUAGUUUGGAACAAUAUUUUAAAACAGAAUUUGUGAACUUCAUGGAUUACAUUUUAAUGUACCUUGAGCUCUAUAAACUAUAAGCUUACGAUAGUGUGUGCUUUUUUCUUGGUAGACACUAUUACUAAACCCAGAUGAUGAGUUUCUUGUGGUUGUUACAGAACAGAAAACAGUAAUUAAUGAAGAGUUCUUUGACAUGUCAGUGCCAGCUUUCUCAGUAGAGGUAGGAAAAAUGUGAAGCAUAAUAUGAUACAUAAUAUAUCCAUUAAUUAAAAAGAAGUCUAAAAUGUUUGUGUUGUGAAAAAGAAACUAGUAAAAUUUAUUAUUCCUAAUCUGAAUGAAUUAGCUUUUGCCUUAUUCCGUGCAUGGAUAGAUAACUUAUUUCUGCAUUGUUUCCUGGAAGUUGCUGAAACAUACUUUUGAGUUGAUGUUUGAUAUUUUUGUAAUAGUAUUCAAGUUGAGCCUUGUAUAAUAAUUGAAGUGCCUCUUCAGGCAAAGUAAUGGCAUGAUCCACUAAACAUUGAAAUCAAUGAGAAAACUUCCAUUGAAUUCAGUGGACAUGGGAUUGGAUCCUACAAUUGGACUGAAUCUAUAUUUUUCUUUAAAGGUUCAAGUUUUUUAUAUUGUGAGUAAACUAAGCAUUUAGUUUGAAUUGUUUGUUUCCCAAAGGUUGUUAAUGUACA